Glarea lozoyensis ATCC 20868 is the source of this 795-nucleotide messenger RNA. RefSeq names its product Class I glutamine amidotransferase-like protein. The transcript is spliced from 2 exons. The coding region runs from base 1 to 795 and encodes 264 amino acids. The record is from RefSeq and is a predicted model, not a curated record. NCBI's taxonomy places the organism in Eukaryota, Fungi, Ascomycota, Leotiomycetes, Helotiales, Helotiaceae.
AUGGUUUCCCUCAAACUCCUCUCACUCUUUCUCCCAAGCCUAGCAACAGCAACAACCCUCCUCUCAGACCCAGCACUCAUAGCAAAACGAAACACAACCCUCCCAACCAAAUUCGGCAUCCUCCUCUACCCAGGCUACACAGCUCUCGACGUCUUCGGCCCCCUCGAAUCAAUCAACAUCUACGGACAAGCCCACACCAUAGACCUCUACUUAAUCGCCGCAACCCUCGACCCAAUCUCAACAAACAACGUCUUCACCACUGCCUCAAACAGCACGAGUUAUUUCUCCGUCCUCCCAACACAUACGUUUGCCACCGCACCACAACUAGACGUCCUCCUAAUCCCCGGCGGCAUCGGCGAAGUGCUCGUUGAUGAACCACUCCAACCAGCCGUCGACUACGUGGCUAGCAUCUUCCCCAGCCUGCAAUACUUCCUAACCGUGUGCAGCGGCUCAGGUCUCGCCGCUCGCGCAGGCGUCUUAGACGGGAAAUACGCAACAACAAACAAGCAAGUCUGGGACCUGACUGUCGCAAAGGGGAAGAAGACGAAGUGGGUAGGCAAGGCGCGGUGGGUUAUCGAUGGGAAGAUAUGGACGAGCUCCGGGGUGCAGGCGGGGAUGGAUCUGAUGUAUGCGUUUGUGGGCGAGGUGUGGGGGAAGGAGUUUGCGGUGAGUUCGGCGCAGGGGAUGGAGUAUCUGCCGAAUGUGGAUGCGAGGCGGGAUCCGUUUGCGGAGGUACAUGGGGUGAGUAGUGUUUAUGAUGAUUUGGUUAUGGAGGAUGGGAGGAUCAAGGAGUGA